Messenger RNA from Lolium perenne, 1780 nucleotides. Its product is annotated as BTB/POZ and MATH domain-containing protein 2-like. NCBI's taxonomy places the organism in Eukaryota, Viridiplantae, Streptophyta, Magnoliopsida, Poales, Poaceae. The record is from RefSeq and is a predicted model, not a curated record. Gene Ontology annotation, biological process: protein ubiquitination. Gene Ontology annotation, molecular function: protein binding.
GUCACAUCAGUAUUCAAAACAUGUGCAUGUAGUUAUGGAAUAAAUUUUAUAAUUAUUUGAAAUACAAAAGUGUUUUGGGCUUGGAAGUACCGAGUUUGCCUAGAGGUCGGAUCAGUUGAUGCACUCCUGGUACGGCCCGUAUCGGUAGCCCGCGAAAGAGCAGUUCUAGGCUCAAGGGUUCCGCUUCAAGGGGCGGCUCUACAAGUGCAGACGACGAGCAGCGCCAGGGCAGAGGAGGCGGACGCACGGCGUACGACGGAGGUUUCUGGACGGGUGCGGGGAGGUAGGAGUAGCGGCAGGCGGCGCUUCAGCACCAAUCGCCACCACCAGCAAGCCAACCGCCGCCACCACCGGCAUCUGUCGAGCCAUGAGCAAGGGAGCCAAGAUGACGGAGCCGACCACUAUUGUAGGCUGUUCUAUCUUCCCGUUCAGAGUAGACUACGAGCAAAACAAGAAGCUUCCCAUCGGGGAGGCCGUCCACUCCGACGUCGUCUCUGUCGGGGGACACCUCUGGAGGGUCGAGUGCUUCCCGCGUGGUUAUGAUGAGGCCAACAAUGGCGAGUAUAUUUCUAUCUUCUUCAGCCACGCGAGCCGAUCUAGAAGCGUCAGGGUCAUCGCCGAGGCCUUCAUGAUUGGUAGGGACGGCGAACCAUCUAUAUCGUACGAGCGGCGCAUAUGUGAAACCUUCGCAAUCAGCGGAGAUGAAAGGCUCCACGACUCCUGGGGAUGGACUCGGUUCGAGAAGGUUACUGAUGUGGAGAAUUUUUUUCUAAUAGAGAGGCAUGUCACAUUUGUAUGCACCAUUGUGGUCAUGGAUGACAGUCCUAUUCCAGUCCCUCCUUCAGACAUUGGGAUCCAUCUUGGCCGCCUGCUAGAUCACACUGACGGGACAGAUGUGUCAUUCAUCAUUGAUAACGAGACAUUCCCUGCUCAUCGAGCGGUUCUUGCUGCCCGAUCACCGGUCUUCAGAGCAGAGCUCUUCGGUUCCAUGGCUGAGGCUACCAUGUCGUCCAUCACACUGCACAACAUCACACCUACAACAUUUAAAGUUAUGCUUCAAUUUAUAUACACGGAUGAAUUGCCUGCAAAAGAUGACCUUGAGGACUCUUCCAUUGAGAUGAUUCAGAAUCUACUCGCUGCAGCUGAUUGUUAUGCACUUGACCGAUUGAAGUUUAUCUGUGCCCAAAAGUUAUGGGAUAAAGUGUCGGUAGAUACAAUUGCAACUAUCUUAGCUUGUGCAGAAACCUACAACUGUCACGAGUUGAAGAACAAGUGCAUUGACUUCUUUGUGCUGGAGGAAAAUUUCAAGCAGGAUGUAUUCACUGAUGGUUAUGUAGCAUUGGUUAUAAAAUUUCCAUUGGUUGCCGCUGAGCUCAAAAAGAGGGUUAGGGCAUAACACGGGUUUGAAGUUCAAGCCUAGCUCUAGUAUGGUGUUGGUAUAUGGUGAGUAAUAUUUGGAUCUUCUGAAGCAUACAAUCUCUGUUGGCUUUGUUUGGGAGCUUGAUAUUGCAGAAUCUUGUUAUGUGUUGGGCUCAGUUGAUACCAAGUAUUGAUAGGUAUAAUUGAGGUCAGGUGGAGCAUGUUGUUAGAUGACUUAGAUGCAAAGUUAAGGACGCCGUGUUAAAUCAGUAGCACAUUUUUGUUUUUAUCUUUGUGUUGGUCUGAGCAUGUCGUGUCCUGAAGCUUGCAGGAUUUUCGCUUUUGCUAAUGCAGGUGCAUAACUAUCUAAUUAUCUGUAGUCUGAGCUCCAUGGGUACGUACUAUAUAUGAUCAGUGCAAA